AUGGCGUCCGCCACGUCCUCGGUGUUUGACGCAAUGGGCGUGGAUAAUUUGACUGAUAUGUCGGAUAUACAAGAAGCAUUCGAAAAACUGUGUGUGGAAGAACAAGGCAUGACUGAUAACAUUGAUGGCUUGUUAGACAGGCAGACAAACCUGGAAGCAAAGAUGAGCACAUUACAGCGGUUGGGGCAAAACCUUCAGCUUGUACACAGUGACUCCAAACAGCUCGGCAGUAUGAUCAGUUUCACCUCAGACCUGGCUGAGAAUGUGAGCAGUAAAGUCAGGGAGUUGGAUGUCGCCAAAAAUAGAGUACAGAUUGCAAUUCAGAGAGUGAAUGAUAUUCUUGACCUUAAGUUCUGCACGGACGGCGUAAAAACUGCUCUUCAGGCUGAGAACUAUGAGAAGGCAGCGGGGCAUAUUCACAGGUAUCUGAGUCUGGAUGAGAAGGUUCUUAAACAAGUCAUAGAUGAUAAUAAAGAUGGAGGCGGGACUGACCUCUCUAUCAGCCAUCUUCACGAGGCGGAGCAGAAUCUCAAGGCGCUUGUUCGCAAGAAGUUUGACACGGCAAUACAGAGUGCAGACAGGGGUUCAGUGGAGAGAUUCUUCAAGAUCUUCCCGCUCCUUGGACUCCACGAGGAAGGGCUGGAGAAAUUCUCAACAUAUCUCAGAACACAGAUUGCCAACAAGGCUCAGGAGAACCUAGCCCUGGCACUGGGUAAGGACAGCACCGACCGACGGGCAAGCGUUGUGUAUGCAGACACCAUUACCAUGCUGUUUGAAGACAUCGGUAAGAGUGUAGAGAUCCAUCAACCCCUGGUAGAGACGUAUUACGGUCCAGGGAGAUUAUUCAAUUUAAUGCAGUCGCUACAGCAGGAGUGCGAUAUUCAAGCCAAGAAAAUCGUUGAGAGCUUCGUCCGUAAUCGAGAAUUUGAUUCUCGGUCUCAACAAGUGCAGCAAAGUUUACGAGGUUACAAGUCCUCCAAUCCCAACGAAAAGUUAGAUCCACGAGACCUUGACGUCAUGCUGGCUGAGUGUACAUUACUGAACACCAGAACAGAAUUGUACCUGAGGUUUGUCAAGAGAAGAGUGAUGAGUGAUAUAGAAGUCUUGGAUGAAGAUGACGCCACGAAACAAAAACGACAAGCGGAAUUGGACAGAUUUCUUAUGAACUGCCAACUUAGCAGACACAUGCAGGAACUCAUUGGCAACUAUAUCAUGAUGGAAGAAUUUUUCAUGCAUGAAACGGUUACCAAGGCGGUGAGUUUAGACAACUUGGAAACAGGUGCACAUACUUCAAGCAUGGUGGAUGAUAUAUUCUUUAUUGUCAAGAAAUGUACAAGGAGAGCUAUCUCUAGUGGGAGUGCAGACUGCGCCUGCGCGAUGCUCAAUCACACCAGCUCCCUACUAGAAGGAUCCUAUCGGGACGUCCUGUAUAGCAAACUACGCGCUGGGUAUCCAUCCGGCUCCUUUGAUGUCAGCCAGGCAUACAGUAUGCUGCAACAGGGCAGAUUUGCAACGUCUACGACGGACACAAAUGCUGCUAAGCUAGAAUUUUUGACAACAUUAAAUAACAUUGAAGUAAGUAUCGAGUACACACAGUCACUCAGGAAGAGUCUCGCCAGUGAGUGUGCCUCGAGGAGCCAACACAUAACAGACAAAGAGCAAGAGAAACUAGAAAGCUGCCUGGCGGACUUGGGGAAUGUCACGCACAAAUUCAAGGACGUGUUAGAGUACGGCCUGAGCCAGCUCAGCACUAGCGCCAUCAAGCCUCGCCUCAAACCCUGGGUCGACACCUUCCUGUCCACCAGUCAUAACAUCUCAGAGGAGGAGUUCUCAAACUUUGAGGCCAACGACCCCUUCAUUCAGGCAUUCAUGAUGAACCUAGAACAACUCCUGAAUGAAUUCAAGGAGUUGCUGACAUCGGCUAACAACGAUGCCCUUAUAGGGUUACUUACAUCGGAAGUAGCGACCCAAAUGGAGAAAGCUGUCCUCAAAUCAGUUUUCAAUAGACUUGGAGGUCUACAGUAUGACAAGGAGUUGCGGUCGCUGGUUGGGUACCUCACAUCUGUCACUCAGUGGACCAUCCGAGACAAGUUUGCAAGACUCACCCAAAUGGCUACCAUUUUAAACCUUGAGCGAGUUUCUGAAAUCCUAGAUUAUUGGGGUUCUAAUUCAGGACCUUUGACCUGGAGAUUGACCCCUGCAGAGGUCAGACAAGUACUCUCACUAAGGAUUGACUUUCGGACCGAAGAUAUCAAGAGAUUAAAGCUCUGAAACAAAUGUUGAUGACCUUUGUCUUGAAGAUUUUACAGUCACCUUUUUGCAGCAUCGUCGUCACUUGAGAGAAGAUGUUUCAUGCAAUUUUACAGAGUAAAGUAGUAUUAUUUGUCUUGGUGAGGUAUUAAUCGUGGUUUUGUUUUUAUUAUUUUUUUAAUAUACCAGUGCCUUCUGAAGUGUCAACUGUAUUCAAAAUUAGUCAAUAACUGGUGAUAAAUUUGUAAAAAUUGAAAUUCUUUUGGUGGUCAGUUAAAGGGUCUGGAUGCUUUUUGUUGGACACAAAACACAAUGUUCACAGAUUUACAUUAAACUUACACGAAGAUAAUGAUGGUAGAAAGUUUCUCUUAAUAUUUUACUUACCUAGUAGGCGCUGUAGUCUUUACACAACCAAGGCCUUUUCACACUACACAAAACCACUUCAUUGGACACAAGUCUGAUAUGUGUAAUCUGGAUAUAACAAAAUGUUUAUGUAAUCGAGUACCUUUCAAUAAAUGUAGGCCUACAGACCAGAGAAAAAAUGGAGCAUGAAGCCAGGAAAAAGGGAAUAAUGUAGCUUUAAAGUAAAAAACAUCCAGUACGAAUUUGCAGUAUUUUUGACCUUUUGAGGGCGUGUGCCAGCCAAUUUAGGCAAAACAAGUCAAACAAACUGAUUUUGUCAUUUUAAUUGUUAUUGUUAUUAUUAUCUAUUUAGUCAUCGGUACUGAAAAAAAAACCAUACAGGCAGUCCAAAUAAGUUAAAACUAUUUGUGAAGCAUGGAAAUUCGCCAGUGAUAGCGAUUAGACCCACUAAAGCGCCCUCAUGCAGCCACAUAUGGCCAAUUCAGUUAGAAUAGUGGUUUAAUCCCAACGAGGCCUGGUUCUUGAUAGUUUUACCGAGAGGAAGUCGAUGUA
This is a messenger RNA of Asterias rubens (European starfish), 3165 nucleotides long. Its product is annotated as conserved oligomeric Golgi complex subunit 4-like. The record is from RefSeq and is a predicted model, not a curated record. The transcript has 18 exons. Lineage: Eukaryota; Metazoa; Echinodermata; Asteroidea; Forcipulatida; Asteriidae. Bases 1 to 2271 code for a protein of 756 amino acids.